AUGUCAGCUGGAAAAUACGCUUUGGGUGCUGCUGUUAUUCUCGGUGGUGUUUACUAUUAUGACCAGAAUGUUGAGCGGAUCUUGCCUAGAAAAGAGCAUCAUCAAUUGGCUCAACAAACAGCUAAAAUCGAUAAAAAGAGUAGUGAUUUAAACAACAAAUUGACAGAUAAAUUGGAAGAUGGAAAAAAACAGAUUCAAAAGAAAACUGAGGAAAUCAAAAGCAGUGUCAGCAAUCUGCAAACUUACAAAGACUUGAAAGGAGAUGCAACAAACUACAAGAAACACGUUGAAGAUGCAGUUAAACCAAGGGACGAAAAAUCUGUUUUUGUUUUGGGAAUGCAAAAAUAUAUCGAUUUUAUCAAUUGUUUGGGUGAAGGUAAAGUAAAAACGGGAGAGACUCAAUUAUCUUCAAUGGGUCCUUUACCUGAAGUGAAGGAAGAGUCCAUUUUUGGAAAUUGGUUUAGAAAGAGCAGCAGCGGUAAUGAUAAACUAGACGAUGCCAAAAAUAAGGUUGAAAAGAAAAAAAACGAAUGGAGCGCAUGGGGCUCUGAAAAGGCAGACGAAGCUGAAAAAAAGAAGGACCAAUGGUCUAGUUGGACUUCGCAAAAAGUCGAUGAUGUGAAAGCUGAUGCUGAGAAGGAAAAGAACAAGGCUACCAAUUGGGUUGCAGACAAGGCAGAUGAAGUAGUCAAAACCAAGGACGAAUGGACAAACUGGGGCUCUAAAAAAGUUGAUCAAGCACAAACUGAUGCUGAAAAGAAGAAGGAUAAAUUAUUUAGUUGGGGAUCUGAUAAAGCCGAAGAAGCGAAAAAGCAAGCAGAGGAUACUAAAGAUGGGUUAGUAAAUUGGGGAUCUGCUAAAGCCGAUGAAGCCAAGGCUAAAGCCGAAGAAGAGAAAAAGUCAUGGAUCAAAUGGGGAAACAAAAAGAGCGAUGAAGUUAGUAAGCAAACAGAAGAUUUGGCUGCUUGGACCGAUAAGAAAUGGAACGAAGCUUCCGACGAGUUGAAGAAACAAUUUCACAACUCAAAAGAGGAAUUCAACAAGUACUAUAGCAAUUUGGGGAAAACUGUAAAUGACGCAACAAAUCAGCUCAACAAGAAGUAUAAUGUUGAGUACGAAAAUGCAAUGAAACAAUAUGAACAGGCCAAGGUACAUUUUGAAGAUUUACAAAACCAAUUAAUCAACGAUCCAGAAAAGAACAAAAAAUUAUCCAAAGCCAAGGAAGAUUUCAACAGCUCUUUAGAGAACUUGCGUUUGUACAGUGAGGAUGUCUAUAAUGACAUUAAAAGCAAAUUGAGUGAUGUUUUCAAGUAA
Molecule: messenger RNA, 1314 nt
Organism: Lodderomyces oxycetoniae
Lineage: Eukaryota; Fungi; Ascomycota; Pichiomycetes; Serinales; Debaryomycetaceae
Gene: CSP37
Product: Csp37p
Exons: 1
Coding region: 1-1314 (437 amino acids)
Source: RefSeq, a predicted model, not a curated record